Copidosoma floridanum is the source of this 2098-nucleotide messenger RNA. RefSeq names its product odd-skipped family member drumstick (gene drm). Gene Ontology annotation, cellular component: nucleus. Gene Ontology annotation, biological process: embryo development; regulation of transcription by RNA polymerase II. The record is from RefSeq and is a predicted model, not a curated record. Gene Ontology annotation, molecular function: DNA-binding transcription factor activity, RNA polymerase II-specific; RNA polymerase II transcription regulatory region sequence-specific DNA binding. Lineage: Eukaryota; Metazoa; Arthropoda; Insecta; Hymenoptera; Encyrtidae.
AUGUUCGCGAUAAUGUCAAUGGAGACAGAGGGGCACGGCAGGGAGUUCGGCCGCCGGCAGAAGAUGCGAGCCAAAUGUACGGUCGAGUUUGUCUGCAAGUACUGCCAGCGGCGCUUCACCAAGCCCUACAACCUCAUGAUACACGAGCGCAGCCACAAGGCCGACGUGACCUUCACCUGCGAGGUCUGCGGCAAGUCCUUUAAACGCCAGGACAACCUCAAACAGCACAGGAGCAUACACUCCGUUCCCUUCAAGGGCUCCAAAGGCUACUCGAACGGCUACUCGAAUGGCUACUCUAGGUACUAGAAGCCAUCGCAAGUGCCUCCUCCCCAUCCCUCUGUCCACCUACCCGGUGGUCCAGCAUCCCCCGUCAAAUUUGUAGAUUACCAAUUUCCCGAUCCCCCUCCUUCACUCCCCACGUCCAUCGUAGUCGGACACACGCACAGUCUAUACACAUACACACAUCAUCACUCAUGUGUCCGAUAAUUGUGGUUUCAAACUCGCCACACUCACGUGCCGGCGCUGAUUGACGCGGAACCUUCUGUUUUUCUCUUAUUAUUUUAUUUCAUUUUUUUGUUCUUCCACUUCCUUCACUAUUAUUAUUAUUAUUAUUAUUAUAAAUAUAUUUUUUAAAUAAUCAACUCCCGCGCUCAUCUCGCUAGUCCAGCAGUCCCUCUUCUUCUUCCGACCCCCUUUUAUUUCUUCUUACUCAGCCUCGCCUCUCCUUUCACGUCAAAUGAUCCUCUGUUUUCAUCUCUUGCCCAACACGCGCGUAAUCAUACGUUACAAUAAUUUAAUUAAAACAAAAACAUACACCUGCCCCGCUUAUCCCACCCCAAGUGACAAAUCAACAAACAUACAAGUCCACAUUACAACCCCACCAAUGUCGUGGAAGAGGAAAUCAGCAGCAUCUCACCUACAGUGUACUUUAUCCGUACGAAAAGAAAAAAAGGAAGAGAAGGAAGAAAAAAAACACCAUCAGCAACACCAUAUACGGAGGGAUGAAGAGAAGCAAGCAAGAGCUAUAAAGACACCGCCGCAAGCCCGGGGGCCAGAUCUCCGUGCACGGGCCCACCAAAUUGGACCGUGCGUGUAAUAACACCGAAGAGAGAGAGAGAGAGAGAGCGAAAACAGGUAGAGCUACCGGGGAUACGCCGCACGCGCUCGAUGAUUCGGCCCUUUUCUCGCAUAGGGGCUACCGGGGGACCACGCCCAGCCCUCCGGCGACAUAUAUAUACACACGCGUACACGGCCCACCCUCUCCCCCCACCGCCGCUGCUGCCUCUUGCAUUCGUGUUAUACAUUUGUUUGACGUCGUGUGUGCGUGUGCGUGUGUUUAAUACAGUACGAUGAUCGAGCUGUUUGCAAAGUGGUGGCGGCCCGAUACUUAUGCGAUUUCAGUAGGUAUAUGUAUACACGUACUGAUCUCGUUGUGAAAGGUGCACUGUUGAUCACUGAUGCAUGUCAAUGUUAUUAUAUUUAUUCGUCCACCGACUUGUUGUUGAAUUGUGUCCCAUACGUAUACUGUGGACCGAUGCAAGAGUUCGCGUGUAUCGUUUUAUCACUCCAGCGACAAUUGCGCAACGCCCCUUACACCCCGAGGAGCAAAUAUGUUACCCUUUACGGCUGAUUAAAGAGAAACUUAUUUGGCGUGUCAUUGUACACACACGGCGUCGACUUCGAUCGAGCGAAAAACACCGAAGAACAAAGAAUGACACGGGCGAAACCCGAUACUGUCUCGGUGUAUUUAUAUUUAUGUGUACCUAUAUACUUGUGUACUCGGACGCGACGGAGGUGCGAGCGGAAAAAGUGUCGCGCGAGAGCGAGUAUAGUGCGCAAAGUUAUUCAGCGUCCGGUCCCGGGGUGUAUCGCGUUACCAACGCGGAAACGACUAGCUCUUUUUUUUUUUCUUCCCCGGUCUCUCCGUGCGAGGGGGUGCCUUUGCACGCGCACCUUGGAUAAAGUCAACGAGACGGGGACAGAGAGGGACACGAGGGGAUCGUCCGUGUGUAAUUCAAUGGUGGAGAGAUUGUCGCAUAUGGCACGGCUUGUUUUACCUUUUUCCCCCUUUUUCGGGAUUUUUACUAGUACCGUGUGA